CAAACGUCGAAAAGACCAACAAACUCGGGUCAAAGUUCACUUUUUCGGCACGUUCGGCAGCAGAGGCUGUCCAAGUUGCGGGGAAAAGAGAAUGCUGGGGAGAUUGUCUAAACACCUGCGGCGUCGUAUCUCAACAUCUCCCUGCAUUUAUGGCCUUCAAGAUGGUCUGUUCAGUGUCCACCCACAUGUAUCCCAGGCAGUGGCGGAGGGCAGACCAGUGGUGGCUUUGGAAAGCACAAUCAUCACACAUGGCAUGCCUUAUCCCCACAACCUGAGAACGGCUCAAGAGGUGGAGGCCAUAGUGAGAUUCCAGGGUGCCAUCCCUGCCACUGUGGGGGUGCUUGAGGGGAAGGUGCAUGUGGGCCUGUCUGGAGAGGAGCUGGACUUCCUGGCCCGCAGCAAGACCUCCCUCAAAGUGUCCCGCAGAGAUUUGCCUUACGUCAUCAGCAAGGGUCUCUCUGGAGGAACAACGGUGUCUGGCACUAUGAUUGCAGCCCACAAUGCAGGGAUUCCUGUCUUUGUGACUGGAGGGAUUGGAGGGGUACAUAGAGAUGGAGAAAACACUUUAGAUAUCAGUGCAGAUCUCACAGAACUUGGUCGUACACCGAUUGCUGUAGUUUCUGCUGGUGUGAAGUCUAUCUUGGACAUCGGACGCACCUUGGAAUUUUUGGAAACACAAGGUGUAUGUGUGGCCACAUAUGGAGAUUCAAACAAUUUCCCAGCAUUUUUCAGCCCUCAAAGCGGGUACACCUCUCCAUACCAUGUCUCCAACCCUGAAGAGGCUGCUGAGCUCAUAGCGAGCGCUCUCGCCCUGGGUUUGCAGAGUGGGGUACUGUUGGCUGUGCCGAUCCCAGAGGGGCACGCUGCUGCUGGGAAAGAGAUAGAGGAUGCCAUCCAGACAGCUUUAGCAGAGGCCAGCUCAAGAGGCAUCACAGGACGAGAUGUGACACCUUUUAUCUUACAGACGGUGAAUGAACUGACUAAAGGAAAAUCCCUUCAAGCUAACAUAGCUCUGAUUCAUAAUAAUGCCAAGGUGGGCAGCCAGAUUGCAUGUGCCUUGUCAGAGUGCAUGCAGAGGAAGAGUGGCCUCCAGAUCGGGAAAGGCAAGAAAGAAAAGAGUCAUGGCAAAAAUGCUAUUGUUGUCGGUGGAGUCAAUGUGGACUUCAUUGCAAAAGGGAAAACCAAAAAGUUACUGUUUGGUCAGACAAAUCCAGGAAGUGUCUGUCAGUCAUUUGGAGGAGUUGGCAGAAAUAUUGCUGACUGUUUGAGUCGACUGGGCCAGGAAUCCCUCUUCAUCUCCGCUAUAGGAGCAGACUUUCACGGCAAUGCCGUUUUGAACUACUGUAAGCAUAUGAACACAAGUGGAGUUGCACAAAUGAAGGAGCAAAGGACGGCAACCUACUGUGCCGUCAUCACUGAGAGUGGAGACCUUAGCUUGGGCCUGGGGGAUAUGGACAUCCAUCAGCAAAUCAAAGAGCAGUAUGUGUCCCAAUAUGAAGAGCAGCUCUCAGCUGCCUCUCUCGUGUGUGUUGAUGGGAACAUUCCUGUGUCCACCAUCAACUACAUUUGCUCAAUAGGCAAAAAACACUCAGUGCCAGUGUGGUACGAGUCGACGGAUGCUGAUAAGGCCUGUAAGCCUUUCCUGUCUGAGAGCUGGAAAGCGCUGACCUACACCUCCCCCAACCUUGCUGAGCUGUGCACCAUGAACCGCACGCUGGGCCUGCCGACACCCCCAGAGUUGCCAGACUCCCUGGAGGAAGUGUUGAGCUGUGCUGCGUCGCUCUCGCGCCCCCUGCUGGAGCACCUGCAGUGUGUGGUGGUGACACUGGGCCCAAUGGGAGUGCUGCUGUGUGGGGAGCAUGAAGCCGGCUCUGUCAACCUACAGCCCAGGAAACACAGGCGGAAGGGACGUUUGUGUGCCUUCCACUACCCUGCUCUGACUAUCUCCUCAGAGGAAACUGUGAACGUGUCUGGAGCUGGUGACAGCCUUGCGGGAGGGAUAAUGGUGGGCAUCCUGCGGGGGUGGGACACUCACACCUGCGUGCGCAUGGGGAUCCUGGCAGCACGGCUCUCCCUGACCUCGCCCCAUCCCAUCGCCCCGACACUGACCCUUGACUCAGUCCACCCGCUGAGGGCCCACACCCAGCCAUGGCCGCAGCCCACAUGCCUGUGGAUGGAGGCCUGAGGGAGUGGAGAGACAAACAGCUUGUGCCGCACCACCUCUGCCUAAGAAGCAUGAAAAUAAAAUUCCUUCAUUUCAGCAAGGCUGAGGUUUACAUUUUUACAUUUUAAAGGAGUGUUUGCAUGUGUCAAUUAUGGACUGUCAUACACUUAAAAAAAAUAAACAAAUAUAGUUGGUAUUAAAGGUUUUAUUUGAGAUUGUUAAUUAAGAUCUUGGAGGUUUACUGCUUUUCAAUCUUACCUCAGGCCUGAAGUUGUUUCACUGAAGUCGAGCCCUGUUCUUCACCAACUAUAUGCAUAAUAUGCUACCUUAAUAGUACAGUAAGAAUGAUAAUGCUUUCAAAACCAAUGUGUGCUAAUGUAAACAUAAUUUAUAGAUAAGAAUGGAUGAUUCAUGAUUAACAAAAUAUGUCUUUGAUGAAGAAUAAAUAAGGGGGACCAAACACUUUGUGUGACCAAGUAUUGAAAAAAAUGUAUGCCAGCCUGUGGCCAACGGGAAAUGGUGCUUUUCAUUCUCACCUGAUUUACAACAUUCCAGUGUUUUAUAACGUGUUACAGGUGUUUCUCUGGUACAAGUGUGAUGUGAACUACUAGAGGUUCUGUCUUUAAGUCUUAAGUUUUCCAGUUUUCAUUUUGUGUAACAGAUGGCUUAUGCUGAUCAAAGGGUUUUCUAAAUUACAAUUUGUUUUUUGAGUUUCCUGAACACACCAUUGUAAAAAGAAAUGGAACACAUUCUAAUCAAUAAAUUGAAAAACGGAAAA
This is a messenger RNA of Clupea harengus (Atlantic herring), 2942 nucleotides long. RefSeq lists its product as uncharacterized. Gene Ontology annotation, cellular component: cytoplasm. The transcript has 19 exons. Lineage: Eukaryota; Metazoa; Chordata; Actinopteri; Clupeiformes; Clupeidae. Gene Ontology annotation, molecular function: pseudouridylate synthase activity; kinase activity; hydrolase activity, acting on glycosyl bonds. The record is from RefSeq and is a predicted model, not a curated record. The coding region runs from base 92 to 2185 and encodes 697 amino acids.